CAGAGGGAUCUCAUCUUGCAAAGUGAAGGAAAACCUAAACAACUUGUUUUGUUUGGUAACAAAAGAAAAUGGGGGAGUCGACGGUGGCGAUGGGAAUAGACAACGACGCCGGUGCUGCACCCAACGCACCUCCUCAGCAAUUGAUGGAGAGGCUCAAAGAUUACGGCCAGGAACACGUUUUCGCGCUCUGGGACGAGCUCUCCCCUCAAGAACGCCACCUCCUCCUGAACGAUAUCCAGAGUUUGGAUCUUUCCAGAAUAGAUCGGAUCAUUCGAUGCUCGCUGCGAUCCCAUGGACUGUCGGUGGCAGCAAUAGAGCCAGUUCCGGAGAGCUGCGUGUCAUCGGUGGAGGAGAGAACGAUGGAGGAGCGGGAAAGGUGGUGGAAGAUGGGAUUGAAGGCUAUCUCGGAAGGCAAAUUGGCUGUUUUGCUCCUAUCUGGUGGACAGGGUACUCGGCUCGGAAGUUCAGAUCCGAAGGGAUGUUUCAACAUUGGACUACCUUCUGGGAAGUCACUUUUUCAACUCCAGGCUGAGCGGAUUUUGUGUGUUCAAAGGCUAGCUACACACGCUAUGAAUGAGGCUGGUUCGGUGGCAAUAAACUGGUAUAUAAUGACUAGCCCGUUUACUGAUGAUGCAACACGCAAAUUCUUUGAGAGUCAUAAAUAUUUUGGUCUUGAAGCAGAUCAAGUUACUUUUUUCCAGCAAGGCACCAUACCUUGUAUCUCAAAGGAUGGUCGAUAUAUAAUGGACACUCCAUACAAGGUAGCUAAGGCUCCAGACGGGAAUGGAGGAGUAUAUUCAGCUCUGAAAUCUUCGAGAUUGCUAGAGGAUAUGGCCUCAAGAGGGAUUAAAUAUGUUGAUUGUUAUGGUGUUGACAAUGCAUUGGUCCGUGUGGCUGAUCCAACUUUCCUGGGAUAUUUCAUUGAUAAAGGUGUAGCUGCCGCUGCUAAAGUUGUCCGAAAGGCUUAUCCCCAGGAAAAGGUUGGUGUUUUUGUAAGGCGAGGUAAAGGUGGACCACUCACUGUAGUUGAAUACUCUGAAUUAGAUCAAUCAUUGGCUUCUGCAGUUAAUCAGCAAACUGGACGCCUUCGUUUUUGCUGGAGUAAUGUGUGCUUACACAUGUUCACUUUGGAUUUUCUAAACCAAGUGGCAAAUGGCCUUGAGAAAGACAGCAUCUAUCAUCUGGCAGAGAAAAAAAUUCAAUCUAUUCAUGGUUAUACAAUGGGUUUGAAACUAGAGCAGUUCAUAUUUGAUGCGUUUCCCUACGCUCCUUCAACGGCUUUGUUUGAGGUAUUACGUGAGGAAGAGUUUGCACCAGUGAAAAAUGCGAAUGGUUCGAACUAUGACACUCCAGACAGUGCAAGGCUCCUUGUUCUGCGACUGCAUGCUCGUUGGGUAGUUGCUGCGGGCGGCUUCUUAACUCAUUCGGUGCCAUUAUACUCCACUGGUGUGGAGGUGUCGCCACGUUGUUCUUAUGCCGGAGAGAACCUAGAGUCGAUAUGCCGGGGAAGAACUUUUCAUGCACCUUGUGAAAUUACAUUUUAGUUAAGACUUGUAUCAUCGUCAUCCACAUAUUCUUGAUUUAGUUGAAAAUAUAAGCUCCAUUGCAUUUGUAUGGCGAAUUGGCAACUUGCAUGGAUGUGUUUAGAUGAACUAUAGAUUUUGCAGUAUUUCGAUUUAUGGAA
Molecule: messenger RNA, 1684 nt
Organism: Hibiscus syriacus
Lineage: Eukaryota; Viridiplantae; Streptophyta; Magnoliopsida; Malvales; Malvaceae
Product: UDP-N-acetylglucosamine diphosphorylase 2-like
Exons: 15
Coding region: 69-1544 (491 amino acids)
Biological process (GO): UDP-N-acetylglucosamine biosynthetic process
Molecular function (GO): UDP-N-acetylglucosamine diphosphorylase activity
Source: RefSeq, a predicted model, not a curated record